CAUGGUCGGAGGAGGGCACUGCCGUGGGCUGGAAGGGGUCUCUCAGAACCGGCCCUUUCCUUUAGCUAUGUGAGCAGAGUUAAAGUCAGCUGGAUGGGCAGGUCCCUUGAGGGAAGAAUUGUUGUCAAAGUGCCCAGGGUUGGAUGAGCUCACCAGGGACCCCCAGUGAGCGGGGGACACAGGAGAAGCACUGUCCUGACUUCAUAGGUGACUGGGGGAAUCAUGAAAGGAGACUCUGUGAUCUAAGUUGCCAGAAAGCCAAUAAGCGGAGUAUGAGAUCUCCCCUGGGAGAGAGUGUUCCCGUGUGCUGUGCCCGCCCGGUGCUGUGGAGCCCAUGGGGGCACAGCCCUCGCUCAGCCCACGGGCCUCCUGCCUGCGCUGGAGCGGUGACGUCACCGUGUUUACACGGGCUCGUGGCAGGUUCUGCCAUCAGGAAUGUGGAGAAGGCCCCGCGUUGAACCAACCUGACUGUCAAGGCUGUCGUGUUAUGACGACCCCCAAUAAAGGAAACAAGGCCUUGAAGGUGAAGCGGGAGCCAGGCGAGAAUGGGACCAGCUUGACAGAUGAGGAGCUGGUGACCAUGUCCGUGCGGGAGCUGAACCAGCAUCUACGGGGCCUGUCGAAGGAGGAGAUCAUCCAGCUGAAGCAGCGUCGGCGCACACUGAAGAACCGGGGCUACGCAGCCAGCUGCAGAGUCAAGCGUGUUACCCAGAAGGAGGAACUGGAGAAGCAGAAGGCAGAGCUGCAGCAAGAAGUGGAGAAGCUGGCCUCUGAGAACGCCAGCAUGAAAAUGGAACUCGAUGCUCUCCGCUCCAAAUACGAGGCUCUCCAGAACUUCGCCAGAACCGUGGCCCGGAGCCCCGUGACCCCUGCGCGAGGGCCUCUCACCUCCAGUAUGGGGCCCCUCGUCCCUGGCAAGGUUGCUACUACCAGUGUCAUCACAAUAGUGAAAUCCAAAACGGACGCCCGGUCUUAGUGAAGCGAGUGCUGCCUGAGCUUGUCUGUGCAGGGCAAUUAGGCACAAAACCAGCCUGGAAUCCCCAAAGCACAAACCCUCUCCACAUGGGUCCAGGUUCCUUCGACUUGGCCCAGGACUGGCCCGCUGAUAGCUCCAGUUUAUUUUGUUGUGUCCAGAUUGGUAUGAGCAGUGGUGACGCGUCCUUUGUCCUGUGCAGACAGAGCCUUCCACCCAGCCGUCUGUAGCCCUCGGGUGCCCUGGGGAUGGACUGUGAGAAUUUGGUUUUCUGCCCAAAGAAAGUCUGUGCAGCAUGGCUGAUGGAAGGGCGGGGGGGUGGCCCAAGGGAGGCUUUCUUCCUGGGGGCUGGGAACCCUAAUUUUGGUCACUUCCAAAGGCUUUAUUUAAUGACUAUUCUGGGUGGUGCAUCUCGGCACAUGAACCUGCUGCUUUUGUCUCCUUUGGUACCCGUAGUUGCAGUCGGGAUGUUCUGUGUCGUAGGUUUUUAUUCCUUUCUAGGUGUGCCUCUGUGCCCUAACCGUGGGUUUCCCUCAGAUGUCCGUGGCAUUAGCUGUGUAAACUGGCAGUGGUGGGAAGGAUGACACUGCCGUGCUCUGCGGCUGCAGCCCCAGCGCCAGGGCCCUGCAGGGCCCCGCACCCUGGGGAGGGAGGGAGGGACGGUACCGUGUGGACUGCAGGCCGGUUUUGUGCCUAAUGUGUUGCACUGAACAAGACCAAAAUCACUAGUUGUUCCCAUGUUUUGAGGGUAUCAAGUGUCUCUAGUGUGAUGGUUUACACAACCAGUUUAUGUGGUUAAAUAGCCCUUUAUUUAAAGAGAGAAACAUCAUUUUAAGAUUAUUAAAUUAUCUAAGUUUAAAAUUGGACAGAAGAGAGAGCGUAUUUAUAGUCAGCUUUUUUUACCUGAGAAGGAGAGAAUAUUUGACCAUAUGAAUGGGGAAAUAUUCUCGGAGACUUUGCUAGUUAAAAGUUAAUAAAUAAAUAAUUUUAAAGUUUCUCAUGAACCUCCCGCAAACUGUUUGUGGCUCUGAGGUUAGUUUUUAUAAAGAGUUCUCAGACUUUAUUUAUAAAACUUAGAAAAAGACAAAAAAAGAGGCAAGUCCUGUUUGAUAUCUUUUUGCAAUUGUACCAAAAGUGACUUAUUCUUGACCUUGCUGGCUUCUGUCAUGUCCCCUCAUGUUGGGUGCUCUGCUCCCUGAGCUCUCUGCAGCACUGUGCUGGAGCCGGUGCCUUUGCCGUGUGCUGUCAUUUCACACUGUCGUUGUUUUCCCUAAACUCGACUGAGAGAUUGAGUUGGAAUCUCUCUGAAUUCUCCAGAAGAAUUCUGGUGCGCAGGCAAAGGUGCUGCUGGUUUUGAAAGCAAGACUGGCUGGCUGGUGCAGUGAUGCCUUCCCAGAUGUGUGCAGUGGGAGCAUGGGCAGCUCCUGCUGAGCAGCCGACGGCAGGUAACUUGGUUACCUGGAUAGGAAAACACUGCGCUGUCCUUCCUGCAGCAAAGCUGGCAGAGAAGUAACAUGAGGGAGGCUUGUCUAGGUUUAGAAGACUGAUGAGAUUUAUCUCUGGAAUUAGAUCCUGUGGUCAGAACUUGUGUUGCUCUCAUGGCUCCCUUGAACAAGGGGGGCAGGUCUGCCCACUGGGCAGCACGGGACCGGCUGGUCCCUGGUGUCUGUGCGUUGCUGGCCAGUGAGCUGUGGCAGGGUCACUGUCCUUCCUGGGGCAGCUUCCACCUGGGGGCUGGGAGAGUGCUCAGACUCACAGCUGUGACAUGGUUGAGAAGCUGUUUGUGGUGAGGCUCCAUUUCCACAAACACUUUGACCCCCUUCUCCCCUUCCCAAAGAUUUGAGCUGAUUUACUGAGUUUUAGAGAAACAGGACAUGAGGGUGAAGCCCGUGUGAUCUCCUGGCUGCUGAGGGUCAUCUGAGGGGAGGGGACAGACUGGGAUGGCACAACUGAAGCUGCAGUCUCGUGGGGAGGCACAGCCAUACUGGGUGGGUUUUGGGGAUGUUUCUCAUGUUGCUGAACUGAUACUGCUGUCCCCUGGGCUGAGGAGCAGAUCAGCCUGAGAAAAGCUGCAGUGUGGCAAGAGGAGCAGGUAGUUGCUGGGGAUUUCCUGCUGGAGGAGGAGAUCAGCUUUGCUCUGAAUGAGUGGGAGUUUAGGGAGGUGUUUGGGAUUCUUUUCCCAGUGAACUUCCCGAAUGGGGAGCAGGUUAGAACAUUGCCUCCAGACUUCCCCCUUCCAGCCCUGGACUUUCUUUUCUCUGAGCUGAAGUAUCUGACAUGCCACUUCCAGCCGCACCACAUGGGCCAUGCAUUGUGCAGCGCUCAGCAUGGAGCUUUGGGCUCUGGCCUUUGUCUUCCAGCUGGUGGUGUGGUGCCUGGAAGAAGUGAGAUUUUCCAAAACACAGUUUUGGAAAAAAAUAGUCCUGGGUUGUCAGUCCCAACCCUGUCCCGCCUGGACCUGGCCUGAGACUGAAUUGGCCAGAGCGCUUCAGAACCCAGCUGAGGCCUGAGCUGGCUGGGCCGGGUGAGCAGCAAAGGUGUGCGUGGGGCUGGUUCAGAGCUGAGCUCCACAGCUGGAGCCUCUGGUUUGAGGAGGGCCCCAUUGACACAGCAGGUGACGAUGGGUAGCCCUAGACCAUGGAGGGCUUGCUCCCUUUGUGCUCUGUGGCAGGGAGCGUGUCCGGUCCUUCCCUGCGGUGCUGCUCUGCAGUGAGGCAGGAUAGGGCCGGCAGCAGCACUGACUGCACCAGAUGUUAAUGCUCUUGUUCCUCCUGCCUGCACUGUCCUUGCUUGCUUGGAGCCCCAGCCUGCUCCAAGUGGGCCUGUGUGUUCGAUGAGGACUUGCCAUGUGGGGAGGAGCGGGUGAAGGCCAUGGCUGAAGGGUGUGGAUGUGGUAAACAAGCUCUGUGGUGCUGGGCUGGAUGUCAGCGAGUCCGCGGUCCCAUCCGAGUGCUGCUUCCCUAUGGUUUUGCUUUUGAUCUCAGUGAAGUGUAGGACCCCGAGUGUUGUAUUUCUGCAGUGUCCAAGAAGUCUCCAGUCCCCUGCCAGCUGGCUUCCCGUGCCCGUGCGAGGUGGCCCUUGCCCAAGCUGUCAUGCUGACUUCUCUCGUAUAUAGUGUUCUGGAGUGUGACAAUUCUUGUUCCUGAGGUGCUCGUCCGUUUGGUUUCCUGCUGUGAAGGCUGUCGUGUUUUCUUUCUUUUCCUGGUGCUGUUCCGGGGGGUUGGGGAAGGGUCCUGGUCCUGCCCCAGCCUGCCCGGGGAGCGUCCCCGGCACCCCCGGGAUUUGUGUAUCUUGUGAAUUGUGUACAGUCGCUCCCGGACGGAGCCGGGGCUGGCGGACGGCGGGGUCAGCCCGGAGGGCCCCGGGCUCGGUGCAGGCGGUAUUUAUUGCUAAGUUAUUGGCGUUAUUUAUUCUGUACAGUGUCCGCCGCCUUUGUACGCGACAAUAAACCGCUUCAACA
Molecule: messenger RNA, 4433 nt
Organism: Pipra filicauda (Wire-tailed manakin)
Lineage: Eukaryota; Metazoa; Chordata; Aves; Passeriformes; Pipridae
Gene: MAFG
Product: MAF bZIP transcription factor G
Exons: 3
Coding region: 335-976 (213 amino acids)
Biological process (GO): regulation of transcription by RNA polymerase II; regulation of epidermal cell differentiation
Cellular component (GO): nucleus
Molecular function (GO): DNA-binding transcription factor activity, RNA polymerase II-specific; RNA polymerase II cis-regulatory region sequence-specific DNA binding
Source: RefSeq, a predicted model, not a curated record